This is a messenger RNA of Colletotrichum paranaense, 4527 nucleotides long. RefSeq lists its product as uncharacterized. The record is from RefSeq and is a predicted model, not a curated record. NCBI's taxonomy places the organism in Eukaryota, Fungi, Ascomycota, Sordariomycetes, Glomerellales, Glomerellaceae. The annotation marks the transcript as partial. The transcript is spliced from 5 exons.
ACCUCCCUACGCCCAAGACACCCCUCCGUCUCACUCGGCCUCCACCAAGAAGCUCCCCUCGUCGAGGUCCGUGGCUCAAACACGACCUUUUCCCACUUUCUCUUUCCUGUCGCAUUUCCCAUAGACGACUCAAAUCUCCCUCCUCAACCCUCGUCUACCUACACAACAAAGGGCCGGACACACUUUCUUCUGCCUGUGUCUCUUUUGUGCUGCCCCUCUUUCUUCACGACACUUCUUGGUGCCCAUGUGCAGCUCGCCCAUGCCCCUUGGCCUGUUCUACAUGUCGCCGCCUUUGCCGCUGCUGCUGUCGCCGCUGCACUCUUCAGCCUUACCCCUGAAAAUCGCAAUCGCCAUCGGUCCGGCCUGCGCAUACUAAGCGACGAAAAACCCCCCUUCCGAACCACUUUUUGGUUCUCCCUCGCCAAGUCGACAGGGAGGAUGUCGCUCAAUGGCCUGGACGACCCCAAGGUCAAGGAGGCCCAUGAGGCUGCCGUUGCUGAACCAGGAGGAUGGUUUCUCCUCAAGUAUGCCAGUCGCGAUGACGUUGAACUAUUGGGUCGCGGGAAUGGUGGCAUUGUAGAGAUCCGGAACAACAUCGCUCAAUUCGAAAAUGACAACGAAGACCACUCGCCCUUAUUUGGCUUUCUGAGGUACCGACGCCGGAACGUAAUCAUCAAAUAUCUUCCCGAAGAUUGUUCUCGACUUGUCCAAGAGGGAGAUGAAGCUGACUGGGCCUUCUGGCUGUCAAUCGUAGCGCGAGUCACUGUCCACUUCAAUGCCGUAUGCGAGCGGUUUGCGCCGUACAAUACCGAUUUCUCGAUAGCUUCCGCGAAGGAGCUCAAGGACACCAAGCUGUCUGCCGCCUGCUCCUUGCACGCUGCAUCUGGAUCAACCUCGUCCUCGACCAGCUCUUUGAGACGGAGACGGUUGAUGGAGAUUGCGGAAGAGGAAGAAGAAGAACAGAGAGCAAGCAAGCGGAAGUCCACCGGUGAUAAUCUGGUUGAAGACGCGACAGAGGAUUUGACAGAAACCCCGAAAUCGCCAAUUGACGGUCCGCCCGUGACGUUGAAUGCCGACCUUGCCAAUUCGCCAGAAGAGAGCAAGUUUUCUACAUCAUUGGAGCCGCCCGAAUUUGUUGGCGCCAGACCACCUUCACCUUCGAAAUCAGUAGACGAAGGACGUCGCAUGUCAUCGCAGUCCCUGCGACCCGAGCUUUAUUCUUCGUCAUCUUAUACCUACGGCAAACCCAGAGUCAAACUUGCCCCACGACCAUCUCUCGACGUUGCCGGCCGUGCUCGCACCGGAACUGCUGCUGUGGGGGCUGCUUUCCGACCAAUUUCGCAGAUGCCCUCUGGCUUCAAGCUAUUUUCCAAGGGUUCCAAAAAGGGAAAGUCCAAGGAAAAUACUCUGGAUCCUGCCGAACCAGCCCACCCCGACGAAACAACCGAAAUCUCCUUGGCCGCCACUUCAAUACCCCUACCCGACGGGGAUCCCAUUUCCCAGGUUGAUGAACCCGUUAGGCCACACACGAGCUCAGGACGACCCACAACGAGCUCGGGCGCUUCAAUUAAAUCCGCGAUGCCGUCCUUCACCACCCUUUCCGCCAAACAGGUCAUGACGCCUGAAAAGGCGCGUCUAAUGAAGGCCAUGCAACUGAGGGAGAAGAAGAAGAAAAUGAACCAACAAUCCGCCUCCGCCCCUGUUAUCGAUGCCCCUGCUGAGGAGGUCGCCUCGGAAAAGGCUCAGCCUGUCGAACACAUUGAGGAGAUAACCGAGGAGACCCUAGCUGCCGAAGCAGAUGACGACGACGAACGUAAGAGACGACUUUCGGUCUCCAAGGCAGAUUCAGGCAUUGUCGUUGACACAUCGUCAGUGUCUGUCCACACCGACGUGGCCUCUGAGUUCACUCAGAGUGACUCUCAUCCUGCAUCGCCCAUCAUAGCAUCUUCCGAACCCGACCAGUCGACGAAGGCGUCAUCACUUUCCGAAUCCACCGAAGAGACAGUAAAGGAGCUCGAGGAAGAGAAUCUUGAUGCUGAUAUGGAUAUGGUUGAGGCACACGAGCAAGUCGAGCGGGAGGCGGAGGUUGAGCAAGCUCAUGUUAUUGAAGAGGCUACGGCCCCUGAAUCGAACGAGCCCAAGGCCGAUACCAGUGAGAAACAGGACGAUACCGAGCCGGUGGCUGAAUCCACCCCCACGAUUCAAGACGUAGUCACCGACCCCCCCGAAACCAACCCAGUCGAUGUUUCCGCACCCAAGGAAGCUCUACCUGCCGACGAGAACUCGAUCGAGGACAAGGAGGAAACCCUCGCUGUCAUACCACAAGGACUUGAUGUCGAGCAAGCGGAAACCACUGGACUCGCCCAGCCCAUAGAACCACAAAUUGAGACUGAGAAGGUAGCAGUCGAGGCUCAACAACCCAAAUCGCCCACCUUUAGCUUACCAAUCUCCAAGUUUUCCACGAGCCCAACUCAGCCAAAGGCUCCCGUCGAAUCGACGAAGCCGACCCCGCUGGAUGUCAGCGACACCGUUUCUUUGCCGGCGGAAGUAUCACCCAAAUCGCCGCUAUCUCCUCGCUCGCCUGGACUCAGAGUUCCUCGGUCCAAGUUCUCGACCCAGGAUCUCAGGUCGGCUGCAACUGUCGAAGUUCCCACCAUCGUGUCGCCUGAAGAACAGGCACUCACAGAGCCACUGCCCACUGCUGAAGAGGAAAACGACAGUGUUGCUGAGGAGACUCCGGUAGCCUCGGAGGCGUCCAAGCGAAGAUCGCUCGUUGAACCGAUCCGGACCGAUCUGGAAGUACUCGAGAAGCGCGCAAACGACAACAUCUCUGACGAUGAGGACUUGUUAGAUGAGCUGCAUUCUGCUACAGUUGAGCAAGCACAGCAUAUAACUGUAUCCAAAUCGCCCAUUACCCCAGUGUUUCCCAGCCCGACGAUUCAGAACGCUAGCAGGCCGACGUCGCGCGGAGUCGUUCGCACCAUUUCGAACCCAGUGCGGGGGCUCACGGCUGCAGAUGUGGCUCAAGCCCAAAGCCAGAGAUCAAUCUCAUCUGGCGCAGCCUUUCUGCACAAGAUUACGCAGCAACAGGGCAACAAUCACUUGAAGCCAAACCAGCCUAACAAGAUUGGAUCUAGCAUCUCCCAACGUAUCAAGGCUCUGGAAAAGCUGUCUGCCCAUGCACCCGGUGUUGUCGAAGCGGACACAAGUAGUCUGAAGGCUCCGAGGCCAUCCUCAGCAUUCUUCGCCGUUAAGAGGGGAAGCGUCCGGGAUCCGCCAUCUCGUUCCCCUUCGGUUGUCGACAGGACGAGGCCUUCGACACGUGGCGCCAGUCCUGUCCCCCCUAUUAUGGCCGAGUCUGUAGAGUCAUCUCCGGAGACUGCAGGCCGGGGUAGAUCGGGGUCCAUGGCAAACAGGCUCUCAAUGUUUGAGAUGCCUGGCAGCAAUCCGCCCAGGGGCCGCCCAGAAUCCAUCUCCGUUACGGCGCGAAUCAUUCGCGACCCCAGCCAGGCUGGUAAGGCGCCGGAGCCGCCCAAAAACCCCUCCGAGUUCGAACGACUCGAUCUUAAGGUGUCGCCUUUAGUUGUCGAUCAUCAGAAGGCUGAGCUCCCGCUCCCGCCAGCCAAUCUGGCCACAGUGGAGCCCUCCAAGGAGACUAUCCAAGAGCGAAGACUGUCAAAGGAGAAGCGCCGCUCUCAGUCCAUUGACCCAAAGGAGGAUGUCGAAGAAGCUCCGAGGCGCUCGUCUCUCAGCAUCAUGAAGGACUUCAUCAAGGACCGCCGCAAGUCACUCACUUCUCCCUCCACAGAGGCGUUGACCGCUCCUCUCCCCAUGUCUCCUGGCUCAAAGUCUCCCUCAAGACCCCCUUCUACUCACGCGAAUUCUGGUGGUCACAGCCGCCGUCUAUCGAUCAGCAGUCGUCGAUCUUCCAUUAGCAAGGAGAACGAUUUGAGCGGUGCCAUGUCUCCGUCCAUGUUUACUGAGGGCAGCGGCUCUGGCGACGAUAGCAAAUCCACUGCUAGCGACAAGAAGAAGGGUCGCGCGGGUCGGUUCAUGCGUCGCCUCUCGUCAUCCCUGAGCAGUGCUGGGCGUGGUAAGACCAUGACCCCGACUGCCAUCUCUCCUACAGUUCAGGAGGAGGACGCAUCAGAGGUGGCCCGCCUCCAGCAGCCUACCAUCGAAGCUUUCAUGGGAGAUGUCAAUGUCCAAUUUCCAGACAACUUGCUAUGGAAGCGUCGCAGCAUGUGCCUGGACUCCCAAGGGUUCUUGAUCUUGAGCGCCGUCGCCGCUGGCAACGCCGCCAAGAACAAGCAGCCUACAGGUGCCGGUGUCAAGAGAUACCAUCUCUCGGACUUCCGGGUGCCCUACAUCCCCGACAUGGAAAUUCAGGAGCUGCCUAACAGCAUUUGCCUUGACUUGGUCGAAGGCUCCGGCUUGCAGGUUGCGUGCGAAGAUCGCGCCGGCCAGAUGAAUGUGCUGCACAUUCUUCGAGACGCGCAUCAAAGCCACAGUUCCUUCGGGCAGUAA